AUGCAUUUUACGCCAACACGGAGACUUAUUUCACCCUUUGAUUCCUUCUUUUCUACCAACACGCAUUCGGAAUCAACUUGGCAAUCACAAACAAAAUAUAAAGCAAUAGAGCCAUCUGAGCCACUCUCUUUGGAUGAUUCCGAAAUUUUGGAAACUCAAAAUAAUCAAUCAUCAGGAAAUUUGGAUCAUACUGUUGCAAGUGUGUAUUGCGAAAUGUGUGGAGAAGAAUUAAAGGAUAUGUUUGAGUAUGAGCAUCAUUAUGAAUCAGUGCAUUGUCAUUUAUGCUCGGAAUGCGAAUUAAUCUUUCCAAGUGCUUAUCUAUUGGGAGUUCAUUUAGAGGAAAGCCAUUCUUCCUAUUUCGAAGUUUGUUUACAUAAAAACAAGGAUUCUAAAAUGUAUCAAUGUUUGGUGGAGGACAAGUCGAUAUGUCAUGAAAUGUUUAAAACGAGCGAGGAACGAGAUUUACACAUGAUUUCACAUCACAUGUACGAGCCUGGUUUUAGAUUUGAGAAAAUGGGUCGUCCUUUGAAUAAUUUUGGUGAAACCAGUAAUGAUGAAAUGUUGGAAUAA
Messenger RNA from Naegleria lovaniensis, 570 nucleotides. RefSeq lists its product as uncharacterized. Lineage: Eukaryota; Heterolobosea; Eutetramitea; Acrasida; Naegleriidae. The coding region runs from base 1 to 570 and encodes 189 amino acids. The transcript has a single exon. The record is from RefSeq and is a predicted model, not a curated record.